CGCCCCCGUCUCAGCGGAGCCGUCGGGGCCCCGGGAACGGCCCGCGGAGCGCGGCGGGGAGCGGGCCCCCUCCCCCUUGGCCUGCCGUCCCCGCGCGGAGGAUGAGGAGCCCCCACCGCCGAUCAGUAGAAAUAUGCAUUUCCAUAAUACCACCUUUGAACUAAUGAAGUGGAAGUACAGAUGAAAACAGUCUGGAGGAAGCUUGAAGUGCAAUACAGUUUCAUUCGGUUUCCUAAUUUGGAGGUACGUCUUUGAGCCCAUUUAUGAGUUUGGACACCUAAAAAAACCAGUGAAGGAAACAAAGGUGGAAAAGCCACAGAAGCAUCCUUGCAGUCAAGCACUGAAUCCUGCAUUAGGCUUCACUGAACAGACCAAGCUUAGCAUUUGUCAAGCAGAAGGGCUGGUUGCCCUGCACAGGAAGGAUUAAAAGUGAACAAUGACUCGAUUGAGAGUUCAUGAGCAAUUGCUUGGAGCCUAUCUGCUUAUCAUUCUCCAUGUUCAAGGUCAAAAGCCAGACAGCAUGCUUCAUGGUACAGGAAUGAAGACAAAUUCUGACCAAAAGAAACAAGCAAAUGGAGUAACACUUGCUCCAGAGGACACCCUACCUUUUCUUAAAUGCUACUGCUCAGGACAUUGUCCAGAUGAUGCUAUUAACAACACAUGCAUAACUAAUGGGCAUUGCUUUGCAAUCAUUGAGGAGGAUGAACAUGGAGAACCCACGCUUGCUUCUGGCUGCAUGAAGUAUGAAGGUUCAGACUUCCAGUGCAAGGACUCCCCUAAAGCGCAGUUACGCCGAACGAUUGAGUGCUGUCGCACUGAUUUCUGCAAUCAGGAUUUGCAACCAACAUUGCCACCUCUUGAUAGUACAGAUGGACUUUUUGAUGGCAGCAUUCGUUGGAUGGCAGUGUUGAUUUCUAUGGCAGUCUGCAUAAUUGUCAUGGUCAUCUUACUUAGCUGCUUUUGUUACAAGCACUACUGUAAGUCGAUGGCAAAGAGGCACUGUUAUAAUCGUGACCUGGAACAAGAUGAAGCAUUUAUUCCAGCUGGGGAGUCAUUAAAAGACCUUAUUGACCAGUCACAGAGUUCUGGGAGUGGAUCAGGACUACCACUGUUGGUUCAGCGUACUAUUGCCAAACAAAUUCAGAUGGUGAGGCAAGUUGGAAAAGGGCGAUAUGGUGAAGUGUGGAUGGGCAAAUGGAGGGGUGAAAAAGUGGCAGUCAAAGUGUUUUUCACCACAGAAGAAGCCAGCUGGUUCAGAGAAACAGAGAUUUACCAAACUGUUCUCAUGCGACAUGAAAACAUCCUCGGUUUCAUAGCAGCAGAUAUUAAAGGCACUGGCUCCUGGACACAGCUUUACUUGAUUACGGAUUACCAUGAAAACGGAUCAUUGUAUGAUUUUCUGAAGUGCACUACUCUGGACAACAGGGCUCUGCUCAAACUGGCCUAUUCUGCUGCAUGUGGCCUGUGCCACCUGCACACAGAAAUCUAUGGGACACAAGGCAAGCCUGCAAUUGCACACAGGGACCUGAAGAGUAAAAACAUCUUGAUAAAGAAAAACGGAACCUGCUGCAUUGCGGACUUGGGUCUUGCAGUCAAGUUCAACAGUGACACAAACGAAGUUGACGUUCCCUUGAACACCAGAGUGGGAACGAAACGUUACAUGGCUCCAGAAGUCCUGGAUGAAAGCCUGAAUAAAAACCAUUUCCAGCCAUACAUCAUGGCUGACAUCUACAGUUUUGGGCUGAUCAUCUGGGAAAUGGCUCGGCGCUGUGUCACAGGAGGUAUUGUUGAAGAGUACCAGUUGCCAUAUUAUGACAUGGUGCCAAAUGAUCCAUCCUAUGAGGACAUGAGAGAAGUGGUGUGUGUCAAACGCCUGCGCCCUGUGGUGUCGAACAGAUGGAACAGCGAUGAAUGUUUAAGAGCAAUAUUGAAGUUGAUGUCUGAGUGCUGGGCUCAUAAUCCUGCCUCGAGGCUCACUGCCUUGAGGAUCAAGAAGACACUUGCCAAGAUGGUGGAAUCACAAGAUGUAAAGAUUUGACAUAGGAAAUUGACUUUGGAGAGCAAAGCUGGACUCCCUAGAUCUUUUCACUCAAACAUGAGUGAGGAAGAUAAAAAUAAAGAAGAGGAAAUAACUGAGAUUCAGUAUAUUUUCUCAGCACACUUCUACAGGCUGCUAAUGAAAUCUUUCAGUACUUCAUAGACCGUGAUACUGAGAGCCUCUAUACACUACGUGCUACACAUAUGGACAGCCUUGAGAAAAUACACGUUUUGUUUUGGUUUGAGCUGCAUUGAGACUUCAAUCAUACUUAGUGAGUCUCCUGUAAAACUCUGGGUACUGAAUUGAAUGUUCAGAUUACAGUGCUUUCUGUGAAAGCCUAACAAGCUAUAUGGAUUCAACAGAGAUGGAGAAUAUAAGCUUUUUUUUUUUUUUUUUGCCUUCUACCUGAUAAAACCUAGUCAAUCCAUACCAAGUUUUGGUGAAACAGCCUGUAGGUUAUUAAUCUGUUUGUGAUACUACUCAGUUUAACAGUUCUUUAUGCCUUUAUGUGUGUGCCAGGAUUAUUUUGCUGUCAUUUGGAAUAUAUAAGAAACCAUUUAAAUGAACAAAGUUUUAUGGUCAGGGCUCCAUCCAUUUUAUGGCUCCACAAUCAGAGAUUUGCUACUGAAUCUUUUGCCAUUAAGUUAUCUUCAGAAAUCUCGGUUUUAAUUUUUUUCUGUUUUUUAUUUGGUCAAAAGGAGAACUGUGAAAAUGUGAACCAUUAAUUAAUUAAGAAAUGCCUACCUAAAUCUGUAAGGAGCUUGAAACAAUUCUUUCUAGAGAUGUAGGCUGCUUUGGUCAUCUCACUUGCAGUCUAGAGAGAGCUUCAUAAUUGGAUCCCUGAUAUUUGUCAUAUUUUUUCACAGUGCCACAUGCAACCAGCAUUUUUGCCAUAGAAUACUUUCUUUACAUCUUAGCAGAAAAGACUGAUGGUGAUGUGUUUUGCCUUCCUGCUGUAUUGGGACUCUCUGAUAGGUGUCUGUCAGGCUAUGAAUUUCUUCCCACAAAGGAAGGAAUUUGUCAGGUGUAGGCAUGUACUCUUUCAUCAUUUGACAAAACUAGGCAGAAGAUCCAUUUCAAAAGGCUUGAGAACAAGUCUGGUCUACAGACACAAAAAAGGCAGGAAGCUCUCAGUGCUUUGAAGAUCAGAGAAUGCAGUAAAGGGUCAAGACCAGGAGAAGUGAGUACAUGAACUGUUGAAGAUCAGAUCCACAGUGUGCAGAAGAUUUGGAGCUGGGUUGCUCUGAUGUAGACGCAGGAGGCCACAUCUGUGGGUAACUUAAUGGAAGUGAAGAUUUGAGACAAGUUACAUCAGUGGGUAUUGUAAGUUCUAGUUAAGUUUGGGAGGAAUGACACUGAAAUUAAAUCAUGAAGAUACAGUAAGUUAGCACAAUUGUAAAACUUGGUUUUAUUGUGCCAACUGUUCGACCUGCACAAGAAACUGAAGUUCCCCCAUUUUCACCACUGACCUGCACAAGGUGUGUAGAAGCCAGAACCCAGAUUUAUAACUCCUUUGCCACUUUUACUUGCAAGUUAGAAAAUAGUACCAUUACUCAAGUUGAAGCUUCAAAGCAUGAAUUGUCUGAAGAUUGAACACGCAGUAUUGGAACCAUUGAAUCUAUUUGAUAAUUUAAGUGCCUAUAAUUUUGUACUGUAAAUCUUGUUCUAGAUAACUUUAAAAAGGGAAGUUAUUUAUACAGUGUGCUUGUCAAACCAUGACAGUGCUUUAGUUAAGAAAAACCCAAACAAUAAAUACCUAGUCCUAGGUACAUCUGUACAAUUAGAUAUGUGCACACACAUGCGCCAUAGUUGAGAUUUGAAGAAAAAAGUUAAGAAUAAUACCAGAAUUGAUGAAAUUGUUAAAACUUCAGAUUGAUUUAUGCUGGAUUAUUUGUUGUCUUAAAAUAUUUACAUAGAAAUUGUUUUGAUAUGUUUAAAUUUCCCUUGAAAAUACAACUGAUGCAAAGCAAUGUAACACAGAAGUAAUGUGAUUUGUGAACAAUUACAGCCUUUUAGCAUGUUACCUUUUUGUUUUAAUCUUGUAGUUCGCAUAAUGUAAAUGGUCAGGCAAAAGAUUGCAGUAUUUUUAUUUUCUAUUGUGAUGUACAGACUUUAUUUAACAGUUCUACAUAUUUUAUAGAAAACUAGCUAUUUCAAGGGACUUUUUUUUUUAAAUAAAGUCAUUACUUUUGUUUAGUAAUGCCUUUAAGUAUUAAUAUGUAUUCUGGCUGAGAAGUUCAUAGGUAUGUCAACUUUAACUUAUUUGAAAACAGCAAGAGAUUUAUGACAUUGUGCCACAAUCCUCAUGAUAAAGGGCUUUAAAAAAAAAAGUUUCUCCGUCCAUUGCCAAGAAAUAUAAGAUGAUUUUGAAAUUGUUAAUCAUGUCUUCGCACAUAAUUUUUGCACAGGUAGUUGGAAAAUUUUUGGUAUAAGCCAAAAAAUGUAAGGGAUAAGCUUUUUUUUUCCUUCUCUAGAAUUUUUAUCAAUAAGAAGGAAAAAAUGUUUAUGUAGGUACCCUGCUAGCUUAAACUUUCAGAGCAUGGAGAUCUGUCUAAAUGAACCCUGUCCUAUGUAGAAUAUUGUGUCAUUUCUUUUAGAGUUUGCCACAUCAUCAUUUGCUUUAAACAUGUUUUGUGAAUUUUUUUGGUUUUAGUUUAUUUUUCCCAGCUCUUUGGGAAGCCCCUUCUGGAAGUAUAAAUUUCAAUAAUUUGUAAAUUUUCACUUAUUUUCUUUUCCAGUGUUUCAGUGUUUGCAAGGCAGCAAUAGGAUGGUUAGACGCCUUAGGACCUAAAUUGAUUUACGAGUUUAUUUUAACAUGGAGGGAGCAAACUGCUACAAAGAUGAUUUUUUGAGAGGGGAAAAAAUCUUGUUUGCCUUAAACCUAAUUUGUCAGCACUUCACUUACUCUGUUCAUACUCGGAUGUAUCGUGCAUGUGUAGUUCUUGCUGUGCUGAACAGCAGCUUCUUUGAUUCGGAUAUUCAACAAAACAUUAAUGCUAAAGGAUAUCUAUACUGAUACUUAAUCAUUUGGGGGAAGAAAAAUGCUCUUAAGCCAGCCCAUUAAUUUUUACUUAACUAAGCAUACUCCAAAGGUAAGUUGUUGCUUCAUGCAGUCCUGUACAGUUCAGAAGCCUUUAAGGUCAGAGAGAGUAACAAGAUUGUUCUAUUGGACUAUGAUUAAUCUCUUUUUUGGUAGUCAAAAUUUUAAGCAUUUGUCAUUCAAAAAAAAUAUAUUCCAAAACUGACAAAUCUGGUUUUUCUUUUUUAAUACAAAAAUAAGCUGUGUGAAAAAUACCUUUGGGAGUAUCAAGACUGUGCCUUUGAAGGUCUUAAACACUCAUAUGGAGGGAUUCUUGUGUUUAUUGAACCUGUUCCACAUGAUAUUAGAUGGAAAUAAUUGAAGUCACUUCAUUCUUAUUGUUACAGCAACUAAAAGGAAAAUUUUUGUGUUCCUGGUUAACUUGUAAAUUCCACCAGAAAUGUGGUAUUCCUACAGAGAAAAUUAGGCUUACAUUUGGAGUUUAUUCUGAAUUUUACUUAAUGUAAUUUUUCCUCAAGAAGCGGUUUUCCCAAUACCCAUCACUUCAGAAUUAUUUUCUUAAUCAGCCUUUUUAGAGGUCUAAUAUUUUAAGUUACCUUAAAGUAGUCUAGAAUCAAAUUUUAGAUGUUGAUCUAAAUGACCAUUUGAAUGUGUUUAUAAAACAAAUCAUUUGGAUACAUUUCAUCUUCUCUUAACAGACUGUAUUUUAAUGGUUUUAAAGUGUUUGAAGAGCAGAGAUAUAAAGUUAAUAAACAUUCUUUUGCUAUUGCAGAUAUUUUUAAAGGGAAGUUACAUGCUAAUCUUCUGUGAAAUAUUAGAAUUAUUUAGCCUUUGCUCCCUCUCCAGACAGUGCCUCUGAGUUAAGUCUUUAUCCUGUGCCCACAGUCUUUAUUCCAAGCAGGGGUGAUAUCUAAAAGCAGCUGGCAGUGUUGCACAGUACAGUCCUUAUGGAACCAUGGUGCUCUGCCCUGGUUGUACAGCAGAAGUAGAGGGCACAUUACUUCUGGGUUUUCAGCAAAUCUAAUGUAAUUGUUGCUUUGUGAUAUUUUACUGUUUAAUGCAAUUAUAGAAGCCCACAUCAUGUAGUGACAUUUGUGCUCUGACAUGACAUGCCCAAAAUGAAAUGUACUAUAUUGUAUACAAGAAGAAUAAAUAACAUUGUAGUUAACCUAGAGAAGAUGUAAAUAAAAUAUGAAAGAAGAGUGGAACAAGAGAAAUGGUCACACUCUUGUGUGUGUUAUAUGCCAGAAGUGUAGAAUACUACUUUAAAAAUGUAACACACCAAUGUAUUUUGUACAGCAUCUGCUUUAGAAGGUGCCUUAUUGAGUUUACCAUGAAUUGCUUGUUCUGUACACAGAUUAUGUCCAAUGUAUCAUUUUUAAGUAAAUAACCUUAUUUUAGUA
This is a messenger RNA of Taeniopygia guttata (zebra finch), 6481 nucleotides long. RefSeq names its product bone morphogenetic protein receptor type 1A (gene BMPR1A). The record is from RefSeq and is a predicted model, not a curated record. Gene Ontology annotation, molecular function: transmembrane receptor protein serine/threonine kinase activity; ATP binding. NCBI's taxonomy places the organism in Eukaryota, Metazoa, Chordata, Aves, Passeriformes, Estrildidae. Gene Ontology annotation, cellular component: signaling receptor complex; plasma membrane. Gene Ontology annotation, biological process: protein phosphorylation; cell surface receptor protein serine/threonine kinase signaling pathway; cellular response to growth factor stimulus.